GACCUAUAUGAGCCUCUUUGGCGGCCUUAGACCCAAGCGCCAGCCAUGACGCUAUCACGCCGCGAGCUGCGCGCACGGAAAGGCCGCAACGGUCGCCCAGCUUGGCAACGCCACAUGAAGGUCUUGCUGGCCGAGCUGAAUCAGUUGAAGGACGAGCAGCAGGCAUUGAAGUAUUGCUUGAUGUCUACAGGCGUUCUGACCCAGGGCGACUUGGCCCGCCUUGCGCCCAGACGAUGCCGAGCGCCGCCGAGCGCCGAACGCCGCGAGAGCCGCGCGGCGGCGCUGUGCCGAGCUCCACACGUGGUGCGAACACUGGCGCAGCUCGUGGGCAGCGAUGCCUUGCACUUCGCCGCGGCGAGUCGGGCAGCCUCGAGUGCAUGCCGCUCAGUGAUGCUGAUGUCCGAGGUUUCUCCAGGUCAAGGCGGCCAAGGCCUCUUCGGUAGGCUCUUCUCAACUGCAUCCAUCUCGCGAGGGGCCUCGCAGGCCUCGCAGGGAGCACCGGCCCAGGAGAACGAGACGACACCGGCGAGCUCGGAGGAGGCGGACGUGCCGCGCAUGAGGCUUUCGGCUAGGCUCUUCUCGCGCUUGCUGUCCUGGAAGAACUCCGAGGAAGAGAACUCGAACGUCUCCGACGUGAUGCAGCUCAAGGAGGUCUUGCGCGGCUUCGGUCGGGCGGCUGGUGCCACUGCAGCGUUCCAGCUCUCGGAGAGCUGCCGUGGCUGUAACGAGGCGCUGCGGCCGAUUUUACCUCUCAUUUCUCAAGAGGCGCCUUACAUCUACGUGUCGGGCGGCUCCUGUGGCCUGGUGGUGGACUCCGCCGAGCGCUUGAAUCCCAGAACGGGUCUGUGGGAGACGUUGCCCUCCAUGUGCAUACCUCGUCGGGCCUGUGCCACUGCGUCCACGGGUGGCAGGUUCUACGUCUUGGGUGGCGUGGACGUGCCCCGCUUCGUUGGGAGCUUCGACCUCCCAUCCUGGGCCUACGAGGACAAGUAUCGUCCUGAAUGCUUUGACCCCGCACAGAACAGAUGGGAAUUGCUGCCCGCGAUGAAUCGGCCCUACACGCAUGCGGCCGCGACAGCGUUGGGGGGCUACAUCUAUGUUUUUGGCGGCUUGAGUUUUGGGCACGUUUUGGACCAGGCCCAACGUUUUGCCCAUGGACAGUGGGAAUGUUUGGAUCCGAUGCCCACGCCACGCUUCGAGUGUACCGCUGCGGCGACCAAGGGCCGGAUCUACGUCCUGGGUGGUUCCAACAUCUCCGGCGAAGCCCUGGGCUGCGUCGAGUGCUACGAGCCUUCCUCUGGGCUUUGGCGGCAGUUGCCGGAAAUGCGGCAGGCUCGCUAUGGAAGCGCCGUGGCGGCGCUGAAAGGACGUGUCUAUGUCUUUGGCGGGCAUAGCCAUUGGGAGAAUCUUUCGGACUGCGAGUGUUACGAUGCAGAGCUCGAAAGGUGGUUUCCUCUCCCUGCCAUGGCCGCUCCUCGCAGCCACUGUGGGGCGGCUGCCGCAGGUGGUCGAAUUUAUGUCUUCGGUGGCCACACCAAUGGCCAGGACAUCAUGACCAUCGACUGCCUCGAUCCCGAGACUCUCUCCUGGGAGGUGGAGCCAUUGCAGAUGCCUCGGCCACGGAGCCAUUGCAUGACGGCCACCGUGCAGUCCUGACCGACCACACCAACGACGUCCGACGUGCUCCCUCGUGGCGGGGCGGGACUCGAGAGGCCAUGGGACUCUGAGAAGAGCACUUGGUU
This is a messenger RNA of Durusdinium trenchii, 1742 nucleotides long. Lineage: Eukaryota; Dinophyceae; Suessiales; Symbiodiniaceae. The record is from the annotation of a GenBank genome assembly.